This is a messenger RNA of Closterium sp. Naga37s-1, 2700 nucleotides long. Lineage: Eukaryota; Viridiplantae; Streptophyta; Zygnematophyceae; Desmidiales; Closteriaceae. The record is from the annotation of a GenBank genome assembly.
AUGAAGUCGCAGACAGCUCACGGAAGUGUCGCUCGGUUCCUGCGCAACCACUCUGGCCUUGUCCACACUCCGUCCCCUUCCGUCCCACACACGCACUCCCCUCCAUCGCUCACGCUUCCUCGCGACAACGAGCACGCUCCCUCCCCUCCCGUCUCCUUCGCGCUCGCUCCAUUGUCGCACACGCGCGCUCUGUUUUCUCGCGGAUUACAAUUCCCUCCCGUCGCCCACGCGGGAGCACCGAGACCGAUCACGCACACUCCCUUCCGUCACCCACGCUCACUUCGUUCCCGCCGCAGACGCGCAAUCUCUUCCGUCGCCCCCGCGCACUCCGUCAGUUACCUCGGCCCACGCGCACUCCCUUCCGUUGCCCACUCUCAAGACCUUCCCGUCGCCCACGCUCACACCCUUCCCAUCGCCUACGCGCAAUCGUUCCGUCGCCCACUCUCAAUCACUUCCCUCGCCCACGCUCGCUCCCUUCCCGUCGCCCACACUCCCUUUCCAUCGCCUUCGCGCAAUCCUUACAUCGCACACGCUCACCCCCGCUCGUCGCACACGGCCAAUCCCCUCUCGUCGCACGCUGCCGCCCGCGCCGCGCUCUCCCUUUCAAUCUCCUCCCGCCGUCCACGCUCACUCCACUGCCGUCACACACACACGCACCCUCCCCUCGACGGAGAGGGGGUGCUCCGCUUCCCUCGCAUAUGCGUUCAUCUCCCCAUCCCUCAUCUCCCCAUCCCUCAUCUCCCCGUCCCUCAUCUCCCCGUCCCUCAUCUCCCCGUCCCUCAUCUCCCCAUCCCUCAUCUCCCCGUCCCUCAUCCCCCCGUCCCCCAUCUCCCCGUCCCUCAUCUCCCCGUCCCUCAUCUCCCCGUCCCUCAUCUCCCCAUCCCUCAUCUCCCCGUCCCUCAUCUCCCCGUCCCUCAUCCCCCCGUCCCCCAUCUCCCCGUCCCUCAUCUCCCCGUCCCUCAUCUCCCCAUCCCUCAUCUCCCCAUCCCUCAUCUCCCCAUCCCUCACCUCUCCGGUCUUCCUCUCCCUCUCCCCUCUCCUCUCAUUCCUUACCCUUCUCCCUCUCCUCUCCCUCCUCCCUUUCCACUCGCCCCGCCACUCCCGCCGUGCUUCUCCCUCCCCCCAUUCCGCCUCGCCCCAUUCCGCCCCACCCCAUUCCGCCCCAUCCCAUUCCGCCUGACCUCAUUCCGCCCCACCCCAUUCCGCCUCACCCCAUUCCUCCUCUCCCCAUCCCCUCCUCAUUUUACCCCCUCUUCUCCCCUUCCCCACCUCAUCCCAUCUCCUCCUCUUUCCGUCCACCCCUCCUCACCCCAUCUCCUCCUCUUUCCAUCCAGGCAUCCUCACCCCAUUCCGCCUCACCCCAUUUCGCCUCCCAUCCUCUCCCCAUCCCCUCCUCUUACUAUCCCUCCUCUCCCUGUCUCUCCUCUCCCCAUCCCUCCUCUUAUUAUCCCUCCUCUUACCAUCCCUCCUCUUACCAUCCCUCCUCUCCCCAUCCCUCCUCUCCCUAUCCGUCCUCUCCCCAUCCGUCCUCUGUUCGUUCCUUCCUCCCUACAUCCCUUCCUGUUUGCUCCGCACUUCACCUCCCCCUCCCCUCCCCCAAUCGCUCUGCGCGGUCUCAUUGCAGGGACUCCUCGCAGGGAAAGAAGGGGAAAGGGAGGAAAGUGCACCCACGCUACGCCUAUCCCCUCACCCCGCCCUGUCCUAUCCCCUCACCCCGCCCUGUCCUAUCCCCUCCCCUCCCCCUCCCGUCCUCUCCCCAUCCCCUCCUCUUCCAAACCCAUCCCUCCUCAUCACAUCCCUCCUCUUUCCAUCCAUCCUCUCCCCAUCCCUCCUCUCCCCAUCCGUCCUGUCCCCAUCCCCUCCUCUCCCCCUCCGCUCCAGGUGUUUCCUCCCAUCAUCACUUCCUCCCAUCACCACUUCCUCCCAUCACCACUUCCUCCCAUCACCACUUCCUCCCAUCACCACUUCCUCCCAUCACCACUUCCUCCCAUCACCACUUCCCCCCAUCAUCACUUCCUCCCAUCAACUCUUCCUCCCAUCACCACUUCCUCCCAUCACCACUUCCUCCCAUCACCACUUCCUCCCAUCACCACUUCCUCCCAUCACCACUUCCCCCCAUCAUCACUUCCUCCCAUCACCACUUCCUCCCAUCAUCACUUCCUCCCAUCACCACUUCCUCCCAUCACCACUUCCUCCCAUCACCACUUCCUCCCAUCACCACUUCCCCCCAUCAUCACUUCCUCCCAUCACCACUUCCUCCCUGCAUUCCUCCCUUCCGCCCUCCCCCCUUUUUCGUUUUCCGGAUCAAACUUCUUUCUCCCAUCCGUUUUUCCUCCCUGCAUCAUUUCCUACAGUAUUUCGUUAUUUCCCUCUCACCCUCUUCCUGUCUCCUCCUUUCCCUCACCCCCCCUCUUCCGAUCCCUUUCCCUCUCACAUCGUCCUAUCUUCCCCUGUCCCUUCCCCCCUGCUUCCCUCUUCCCCCUCUUUCCCCGCUUUCCCCUCCCCAUCGCUCGUAUUCUCUUUCUCUCCCUGGCUAUUGCAGUGACUACACUGAUGAUUUUUCUGGUGCUGCAACUCGCUCAUAGGCCCAUCAUCCCAUGCCAUGCUCGUAGAGAAAACAGUUCCCUUCAUGUUUCUUUCGAGGCUUUGGAAAAGGUACAAUCAAAAGUAUUGUGCACAUGCCUUUCUGUACCCUUCUGA